GUGUGUGCGCGCGCAUGUGUGCACGUGUGUGUGUGUGUGCGCGCCUGUGUGCGCGCGCGCGCGGGCGUGUGUGUGUUUCGGAACCAGGCUUAACACCAGCAGCUGCUUUCUGAUCCACACGUUUGAGUUUGUAGGGUGAAGACCCCUGAGUGGAUACACCUGGAAUUAAAAAAAACAACAACAAAUAAGUGUGUAUGUAUGUAUAUAUACCGGAGUGGUGAGGAUGAGGUCUGCUCUCUUCCUCGUCCUCCUCCUCUCCUCACUCUGCUCUCUCCUCCUGCUCUCCCACAUCCCGAUCAUCUCGGCCUGUAACAAAGCUCUGUGUGCCAGUGACGUGAGCAAGUGCCUUCUGCAGGGCCUGUGUCAGUGUCAGCCUUCAGAAGGAAAUUGUUCGUGCUGUAAAGAGUGUAUGCUGUGUUUGAACACACUAUGGGAAGAGUGCUGUGACUGUGUUGGCAUGUGUAACCCGAGGAACUACAGCGAGACUCCGCCCACUUCCAAAAGCACGGUGGAGGACCUCCACGCCCCGAUCCCGUCACUCUUUAGGGCCCUCACUGAUGGAGACACUCCCAUUAACAUGAUGGUGGUGUCGUUUCCCGUGGCUGAGGAACUCUCGCACCACGAGAACCUUGUUUCCUUUCUGGAGUCUCUGGUGCAAGACCAUCAAAGUGUUUCUCUGUCUGGGACAAGCCUCCAUGAUACCUAUGAGAAAGAUAACCUGUGCACGGUGGUGUAUUUUGACGAGUGCUUGUCUAUCCGUCAGUGUAAGCAGUACUGUGAAUCGAUGGGUGCAUCAAAGUAUCGCUGGUUCCAUAAUGCGUGCUGCGAGUGCAUUGGACCUGAAUGUGUGGACUAUGGCAGCAAAACUGUCAAAUGUAUGAACUGUCUCUUCUGAAAGCACUCACUCUCUCUCACUCUCUCUCUCUCUCUCUCUCUCUCUCUCUCUCUCACACACACACACACACACACACACACAGAAUUGUGUUUCAGUAUCAAUUCUAUGAUUUAUUAAUAUCAAUAUUGCAUAUUCUUUGGGUACGCUACAUCUUUACUGACCUUGUAUAUUUUUAACUUUAGUUGUUGAUGCUCUCCGCACAAAUGAAUAUGUGCUUAACCCUUUCCUGCUUGUGGAACAUUGUUAGACACUAGAUGGCACUCUCUUACAGAAAAGCUUCCUGUUUAAUCACAUAGCUGAGAUAGAGAAACCUAUUCCACACAGACAUCUACAUUAAUCGCAGUCUCACAUGUCUGUAUGCUUUUAUAGAGACCUACAGGUAAUACGUUACCAUGUGAUUCACUAAACUGACAUCAUUUCAUAUGAACCAUUGAGCUAAGUAAAAUAAACAGCUGAACAAAUUAGCAUUUGUAUUAAUUGACUAAAGAAGAAUAAACCAAAUAAUUCAAAAUAUUAACCAGUGUUUGUACCAUCAGUGAGUAAAAUUAAGCCAACAAGAAGAAAUUUAUAAGAGAUAAGAGUUUACAUUUGCAUCUCUCUCUUUUGCUCCAGUUGUUUACAUGGAUUUAUUUUCAUUCCCGGAUUGAUGAGCUGGCACUUUAGUCAAUCUCAGUGUAUGUCAUUAACAUUUAAACAGUCAUUGUGUUUUCUACCAAAAUUCUCAAUUCUGAUUGGUCAGAAAAUGAUGAUUUAUUUGCUAUGACAGCAGCUCUGGAAAUAAUUCCAGCUGAAAGAUAAAUAACCAGUUUUUAUUAAUGCACUCGUUCAAGUAGUUUUUUUGUUUCUAUAGAUAUUACCAACUCGGUCACAGGGACUUGUAUAUCAGAUGCUCCACAUAAACCUGGGUCUGUAUUCAUGAACAUUCUAAAGUCUUAGAAAUGUGAGUUUUUCCACUUCAAAUUACAGAGAAGAUCCUAGUAAAGAUAAAAGUUAUUUAUAAACAUCUUCACCCUUAAAAGAGCUCAUAUAGUCUUAGGAGUAGUGAGAGGGACUUUUAAGAGGCAUAAGAGUUUCUUUAGCAGAGGAGAAAAUGGCCAAAAGGUGAAGAGGGAGAAGAAAUGUAUUGUAUACAAUAUUUAAUAAUGAUAGUGAGUUAAUAAAAUGAUACAGAUUUGAUCAUAUAUAUAUAUAUAUAUAUAUAUAUAUAUAUAUAUAUAUAUAUAUAUAUAUAUAUAUAUAUAUAUAUAUUGUCAUUUAGAGAUAUGCUAACAUCUUUGAAACAGAGCCAAAAUGCCAAGGGAUUAUUUUUGUGACCAAUCAAGUUAAAGAUAACAUAGAUCUCUAAUGUAUAUCUAUAUAUAAUAACGUAUAUCUGUAUAUAAUACAUAUAUACAUUGGUAUUUAGAGAUACAUUAACAUCUUUGAAACAGAGGCGAAAUGCAACAGAAAUGAUAUAAAUUGCCUCUAUAUGACAUUUCUGCUCUGUUUCGGAGAUUUACAUUUACAUUACAUUUAUUACAUUUCUAACAUACAGAUGUUACAACAUCUCUAACAUUAUCGGAUAGGAACGUAAUCCCUACACAAUAUAGACUCAAAUGUCUUAAUAUAGAGACAAAGUUAAGGAUUAUAAUAGACAUUUUUUAACAAAAGUGCUCCUUUUGUUUAUAAGAAUGUGUCAUAGCUAGUAAUAGGGUUAAGUUUUUGUAUUUUCCUUGCUCAGAGUUGCUCUGGUCCUGAAUCAUCAAGUUAAGAUUCCUAGUUAGAAAUUUUGGGAUCAUUCUUAGAAUCUGUAUAGAAUACGGGCCCAGAUUUUUUAUUAGAUUUUAAACAGAUUUUAUUUAGCAAAGAAUAAAUUCCUGCUAUGGUGAAGCUUUCUGUGAGGAGAACAUUGGUCUUCAGUGCCAGAACUUUGUAACUGUUGUUUACCAUUUCACAGUUUUCAGAUUAUUUUUACCCUGUUUUUAUUUGUUAUAACAUUAAAUGGAACUAUUAUAGGUUAAAAUGUUAAACUUGGAUGUGCUGUUAUUAAAAAACACAAACCUGACCUUGAUUAUUUCCCCAAAACAGCACACCUUCAUAUGGUUUAUUCCUAUUGUAAUGUUAACUGAUGUAAUGAAUAUGUUAAUAAACAGGAACUUUAAUGUAUAAGUUUAUGUAUUCUUGUUUUUGAUAUAUAAUAAAGGAAGUAUUUACUUA
Tachysurus fulvidraco (yellow catfish) is the source of this 3091-nucleotide messenger RNA. It is a transcript of the gene twsg1a, whose product is annotated as twisted gastrulation BMP signaling modulator 1a. The record is from RefSeq and is a predicted model, not a curated record. Lineage: Eukaryota; Metazoa; Chordata; Actinopteri; Siluriformes; Bagridae. The transcript has 6 exons. Bases 224 to 895 code for a protein of 223 amino acids. Gene Ontology annotation, biological process: regulation of BMP signaling pathway.